UUUACUACUAUACAAGCAAGCUGAUUCUGCGUUAUUAAUUAUUUACAUCUGAAAUUAAGAAGGAUAAAUUUUCUCAUGGCUCUUGCUGCUAGUAGUUUCAUACAAAUGUCAUUGGUGCGAACAACCAAUUAUAAAUCUUCUCCUAAAAAACCUAUGACUGUUACCAUAACAUGUGCCAACCAUAUAUAUAAAGGAAAAAGAGGUGAAAGAAGCAGAAAUGGAGGGUAUGGACCUGGCCCACAGACGAAUAGUAUUAAACUCCAAAGCACAACAAUGACAAGAAAUAUUCAGCUUGACAACACUCAUGCCACAACAAUCUUGAGUAGUGUCAACGAUGAAGAUGAUCACAACACAAGUAGUCCUAAAAGGAUUGCCAACUUAGAUUAUCAUUAUGAAAUAUGAAUUGAGUGUGCAUAUUUAUUGUUAUUUUUGACAAAAAAAAUCACCAUGAUAUCAACAAGUUGUAAUUAUUAAUGAUAGAAACUGUUAUCAAAGAAUGUAUUUACAGAAUAACAAUACAAGUUUAUUGAAAAAUCUCUAAAUCAAGUAGAGUAGGAUUAGGAAACUGCUUGUAUACAGUUCCAAAUCAACUUAUGUCUCAUAUAUCCAAAACACCACAUACUUACACUAGCAGUAACCACCUACAGCCCAUAUGUGGUGCAUAAUUUGCAAAAUACACCAUACAUUAUUCACUAUUUAUCUUCCCCAAAAAGAAGUAUGGAUUCCCUAUAGUUACAUUUUUC
Molecule: messenger RNA, 743 nt
Organism: Vicia villosa (hairy vetch)
Lineage: Eukaryota; Viridiplantae; Streptophyta; Magnoliopsida; Fabales; Fabaceae
Exons: 2
Coding region: 76-402 (108 amino acids)
Source: RefSeq, a predicted model, not a curated record